CUACUCUCAAGGUAGUUGACCCGAAUUCUUAGACUUUAACAGACGCCUAUAUCUAGCUUAGUAUUAGAUUUGUUGAUAAGGUCAAUAAGCCAUCAAUAAGGAUGUCCAACCGUAAAAUUGGUAUUUUAGUAGAAUUCAACUUUGAGGAUGCUGAGCUUAUUUAUCCCUACUAUCGAAUGAAAGAAGCAGGAUUUGAAACAGUUCUUAUUGGGCCUGUAGCUGGGAAGCAGUACAAUGGGAAACAUGGCUACCCUGCAACUUCAGAAGUGUCAGUAGACAAUAUUUCUGCCCAGGACUUGUGUGCCUUGAUUAUACCUGGUGGCUGGGCCCCUGACUACUGGAGGAGAGAUCAGCGAUUCUUACAGUUAGUUAAAGAUAUGGACAGUCAAGGUAAAAUCCUGGCUACCAUCUGUCAUGGUGCUUGGAUGCUGUGCUCUGCAAAGAUUUUGAAAGGGAGAAAACUCACUUGUUUCUGUGCUAUUAAAGAUGAUGUGGAAAAUGCUGGAGGUUUAUUUGAGGAUAGUCCUGUUGUCAUUGAUGGAAAUCUCAUUACCUCUAGAUUGCCCAAAGACUUGCCAGAUUUCUGCAAAGCCAUUUUGUCACAGCUUGAAAUUUGAAUUGCUUAUGUUGUUUGGUUGUUUUUUUAUUAAUUAUAUUUUUUGUUUCUUUUGUUGAGAGAGUUAAAAGUGCAGUAUUUGAAUGUUGUGUACAGAGGAGUACAAGAAGCAGCAAUGGAGUUGUAGAAUGAAUCUUAUAUGUGAUGAUCAUAAGCAGCUGUUGUUUAUACAAAUAAAUAAUAAUUUCAUGAAAAAAUUAAAUGUUAACAAUAUAACCUGUUUGGCCUUGUUGUAGAUAUUGUUGUUAUUUGCCUAUUUAAGUCACGGCUCGAUUAGUAUAGCCAAUAAAACUAUUGAAAUCUUCCUUAAUCUUUGGACUCCAUCUUUUAAGGUCAAAUAAAUAUUUACUUAAAUGAAAUUAAAUGUUUGGUAAGAAGGGGUCGUACAAAGAAAAGCUGCUGCUUACCUGGAAAAGCGGAGGGAUUUUGUUACGCAAACUGUUACAGCACCCCUACGACCAGGUCGAUGAGAUGAGCAUGAAUGCAGAAGGAGCGUGACAAGAGGGACAAUAAGAGUGGCCACCUUUAUUUUGUUUAUUAGAGUUAGCCCCCUUUAUUACUUGAUUUAAAUUAAGUCCCUGUCAACUGUUUACAAUUUCCACUCUCUCUUGAGUCUUUCAACUGACCAGUGUAUUUUGAAUUAAAUCUAUAUACUGUUUAACUAAUACUUGUGUUGUACUAUUGUUGUGUUACUCAAGAGGAGUGUGCCACUGUUGUGGGAAGAGUAUUUCAAUAAUGAGCUAAGUAGACUUUAUCAAUUUGUUAGUACUAAAUUGAUUUAUGUAAAUGGUAAAGGUCUACUUAGUCUCUUAUCCUCUUCUGUAUGUUUUUUUUUUGAAAGACAUCUUUUGUUUAGAUACGAGACAGUAGUGUGUCUCAUGAAUGACGUCAUUUCAUUGUUAAUGCAUGUAUGAUAUUAUUGUAAACUAAUGUAAACCCUCGCUUUGGUUUUUGACAUAAAAUGUCUCAUGAAUGACGCCAUUUCAUUGUUAAUGCAUGUAUGAUAUUAUUGUAAACCAUCUUUUGGUUUUUCGGCAUAAGACAUUAUUGUGCCUCUAUGAUGGUGGUCCUUUCAUUAUAUUGACCUGAAACUGUCUUGCUACUUUGCUUUGUUUCAUUAUGUCAUUUUCUUUUGGUGAGCCUUUAUUGCCAUUUAUAUUUUUCAUGAUCUUUUCCUUUUGUUUGUAAAUAAACUCCUUUUUUUUUGUUGCAA
Biomphalaria glabrata is the source of this 1829-nucleotide messenger RNA. Its product is annotated as protein/nucleic acid deglycase 2-like. The record is from RefSeq and is a predicted model, not a curated record. Bases 102 to 617 code for a protein of 171 amino acids. The transcript has 5 exons. Lineage: Eukaryota; Metazoa; Mollusca; Gastropoda; Planorbidae.